CCUUAUUUUCAUUUACGUAAUCGUUCUUAUUCAUCGGUAUUAGUAUUUAUAAUUAGUUCAUGGGCUAUUCCAUUUGCCAUAUGGCCAGGUUCAAUAUUGAUUUCACAUUAUUAUAGUACAGGAAAGCCAUCAUGUGCUCAUCCAGCAUCCCCAUUUAUUAUUGUUCUAUUAUGUACAUUUUUUUAUUAUAUACCACUUUUAUUUAUGCUUGCUUGUUAUUCAAGAAUUAUAGUCAAUAUAAAAAAUAUUGAAGUAUUAAUAAAAGAUACUUGCGAUACAAUGAAUUUAAAUUCAUCUGGUCAUGAUUUAAAACAAUCUACUACAACAACUGCAUCCCAUUUUGAUGGUUCUGCUCGAAAUGAUAAAAGUAGUAAUACAACAACAAUAACAACACCAAUUUCAUCAAUACGUACUUGUUUUUAUAAAUAUUUUCAACGAAAUAGAGCAAUAAAUUCAGUUAGAAAAGAAUCUUUACCUGCUAAUGCACAACAACUUAUAAUACAGGAAGUAGUAAAAAACCGACGAAAUUCGAAUGAAUAUCGUCAUAAUACAAAUCAAAAACGACGUUCAACUGCCGUUGGUCAAGGAAUAAUAUCAAAUUUAAUAGUAGCAAAAACAUCAUCAUCAUCAUCAUCACCAUCAGUUCCUCAUCGUCGUAUAUAUCGACAAACAACAACAGCAACAUUUAAAGGACAAAAAAGCUGUUUCAAUGAUAUUAUUGAAGAUAAUAGAUUAAAAAAGGAUUUAAUUAUUAAUCAAGAAAAAGAACAGCAAUUAGUUCGAGCAUAUAUGAACACGUAUAGAUUAUCAUUACCAGCUAUUCGCUAUGAAUCAUGUUAUUAUUAUCCACAUUCAAUUCCUACACAAACAAUAAUAACAAAAGCACUUGUUGAAAAUCAGCAUCAAAAUAUUAUUCGUGAUCAUCAAUCUGAAAAUUCACGUCCAAGCUCUUUACCAAGAGAACGUAGUCAAUCACAUACACCAUCAUCUGCUGAAUGUCAUGGUAAUGGUGGUAAUACAACCGUAGAUAUCUCAAAGCAUGAUUCAUCAUGUGAGAAUUCUCUUGAUGACGAACAUCGUCGUUUAAAUCAUCGUACUCAACAAUUAUGUUUAUCAAAACCACGUAAUUCAAGCCGUUAUAGUCAACGUGCUGUAGCAGAAUUUAUGCAUCGAAGGCAUAAAGCAUGUUUACGGCGGAAUCAAAAAGCAAGUCGAAUGCUCGGUAUGAAUAAAAAAAAUUCUUCAACAUUUUAUUUAAUUAUAAAAAAUCGAAAUUGA
Rotaria sp. Silwood2 is the source of this 1278-nucleotide messenger RNA. Lineage: Eukaryota; Metazoa; Rotifera; Eurotatoria; Philodinida; Philodinidae. The record is from the annotation of a GenBank genome assembly.